Molecule: messenger RNA, 792 nt
Organism: Hemicordylus capensis (graceful crag lizard)
Lineage: Eukaryota; Metazoa; Chordata; Lepidosauria; Squamata; Cordylidae
Product: chymotrypsinogen 2-like
Exons: 7
Coding region: 1-792 (263 amino acids)
Biological process (GO): proteolysis
Molecular function (GO): serine-type endopeptidase activity
Source: RefSeq, a predicted model, not a curated record
AUGGCAGCCAUCUGGCUCCUGUCCUGUCUGGCCCUCCUGGGUCUGGCCAGUGGUUGUGGCGUUCCCGCCAUCCGCCCCGUGCUCAGUGGCUAUGCACGGAUUGUCAAUGGAGAGGAGGCAGUGCCUGGAUCAUGGCCCUGGCAGGUUUCCCUGCAGGACAACACCGGCUUCCAUUUCUGCGGGGGCUCCCUGAUCAACGAAAACUGGGUGGUCACUGCUGCCCACUGCAGUGUCAGGACAAGCCAUCUUGUGGUACUGGGUGAGUUCGACCAAGGCUCUCCUUCCGAGGAUGUUCAAGUCCUAAAUAUCGCCAAGGUCUUCAAGAACCCCAAAUUCAACAUGUUCACCAUCAAGAAUGACAUCACGCUGCUGAAGCUGGCCACCCCAGCCCGCCUCACGGCUCGCGUGUCUCCUGUGUGCUUGCCCACGGCCACUGAUGACUUCCCCGGGGGCAUGACCUGCGUGACUACUGGAUGGGGCCUCACCAAACACAGCGACAAGAACACCCCAGACACGCUGCAGCAGGUGGCCCUCCCACUGCUGACCAACGAGCAGUGCAAGAAGUACUGGGGCAACCGCAUCGCUGAUGUCAUGGUCUGUGCCGGAGCUGCAGGGGCCUCUUCUUGCAUGGGUGACUCCGGUGGCCCCCUGGUGUGCCAGAAAAAUGGCGCCUGGACGCUGGCAGGGAUCGUCUCCUGGGGCAGCAGCACGUGCUCCACCUCCAGCCCUGGGGUCUACGCCCGGGUCACCGAGCUCCUGUCCUUCAUUGAGGAGACACUUGCUAACAAUUAG